UGAAGGACUCAGGAAUAGAAGGUUAGUAGAGUUAGCAUCCGUGAGUGUUGCUGCUUUUUUACUUUCCUAGAAAAUUCCUCUAAGCUUCUGCCUCAAAAUCCUCCACUGGGUUACUCACAAAAACCAAUCUUGAUUGAUAUAGCCAUGGCCCCUGAAGUUCCUGUGGACGUGUUUUCAGGUUCCGGCAAGGUCUGCGCCAUUAACGCAGGCUACUCCAAGAGGGCUUAUGUGACAUUUUUAGCUGGUAAUGGUGAUUAUGUCAAAGGGGUGGUUGGAUUGGCUAAGGGUUUACGCAAGGUGAAGAGUGCAUACCCUCUUGUUGUUGCAAUCUUGUCUGAUGUUCCUGACGAGCAUCGUCAAAUCUUGAAGUCUCAAGGCUGCAUAGUUCGUGAGAUUGAGCCUAUUUAUCCACCUGAACACCAGAUUCAAUUUGCCAUGGCUUACUAUGUCAUCAACUAUUCCAAGCUCAGGAUAUGGAACUUCGAGGAGUACAGCAAAAUGAUGUAUUUGGAUGCUGAUAUUCAAGUGUUCGAGAACAUAGACCAUCUUUUCGACGCACCAGAUGGCUACUUCUACGCAGUUAUGGAUUGCUUCUGCGAGAAAACAUGGAGCCAUUCUGCUCAAUACUCCAUCGGCUAUUGCCAGCAGUGCCCUGAUAGAGUCACAUGGCCUACAGACAUGGGCUCUCCUCCUCCCUUGUACUUCAACGCCGGAAUGUUUGUCUUCGAGCCCAGCCGUUUGACCUACGACAACCUUCUUCACACUCUCAAGAUCACCCCUCCGACACCCUUUGCAGAGCAAGAUUUCUUGAACAUGUUCUUCGAGAAGACUUACAAGCCACUUCCGCUGGUUUACAACCUGGUUUUAGCCAUGUUAUGGCGCCAUCCAGAGAACGUGGAGGUCGAAAAGGUGAAGGUGGCCCAUUACUGCGCUGCUGGAUCAAAGCCAUGGAGGUAUACUGGGAAGGAAGCUAACAUGGACAGAGAGGACAUCAAGAUGCUAGUGAAAAAAUGGUGGGAGAUAUACAACGACGAGUCGCUUGAUUUGAAGCCUGAAAACUCAGUAGCAGUAGCAGAAGAUGAAACUUUGACAAGGACAUCCAUUAUGGCUUCCAUGCCUGAGCCUGCCAUUUCCUACAUCCCUGCACCCUCUGCUGCUUGAAAAGUUUAUAUAUAAUUGGUCCUUGAGAGAAUAUUUUAAAGUUUGCUGUAAUACUACCCUUUCCCUUUCUUUAUUUUAUAUAUAAUAUAAAUAGUUAUAUAUACCUUUAGUAUCUUUUUUCUUUCCCUUCUUUUCAAAGCUACUUGGCCUCCUUCUUCUUCUUCCUGACCAAACUUCACACAAAAUACUUAAAAAGUGUGAAUAAAAGAAUGUAUUACUUUUGCUUGGAAUAAGUAUAUUUUCUUUCAUA
Molecule: messenger RNA, 1411 nt
Organism: Manihot esculenta (cassava)
Lineage: Eukaryota; Viridiplantae; Streptophyta; Magnoliopsida; Malpighiales; Euphorbiaceae
Product: galactinol synthase 1
Exons: 4
Coding region: 145-1161 (338 amino acids)
Molecular function (GO): glycosyltransferase activity
Source: RefSeq, a predicted model, not a curated record